This is a messenger RNA of Aspergillus glaucus CBS 516.65, 1002 nucleotides long. RefSeq names its product putative tyrosine/serine protein phosphatase (gene ptyA). Lineage: Eukaryota; Fungi; Ascomycota; Eurotiomycetes; Eurotiales; Aspergillaceae. The coding region runs from base 1 to 1002 and encodes 333 amino acids. Gene Ontology annotation, biological process: dephosphorylation. Gene Ontology annotation, molecular function: phosphoprotein phosphatase activity. The transcript has 5 exons. The record is from RefSeq and is a predicted model, not a curated record.
AUGCCAGACCUAUCAUCCGCAGACCGUCCAUUUGACAACAUCAUCAACUUUCGUGAUGUGGGGAGGUCGAUUAACGGGCUUACGGGGAGGAGGAUAUUAAAAGAAGGCGUCCUAUUCCGCAGUGCAAGACUCGACGACGCCUCCGAACGAGAUAAACGCCGGUUAAGCGAUGAACUGCACAUUUCGACUGUCAUCGACUUGCGCUCUGUGACGGAACACCGCAUGGCCGCCCAUAAACGGCGCGAACAGCAUCCCCUCCCCCAACCAACCCAAGAACCAACCCCAGAAUCAAAUCCAAAAGCUGGAUCAGAAGCAGCAACAGGACCAGACGAGCAAUCAAACCUAAUGGUAGACGACUCCACCCACCUCGACACCCUCCCCGGCAUCAACCGCGUGCUUAUCUCCCUAACCGGGAAGGCAUGGGAGCGGUCGUUGAUAUGGAGGUUGGAUUGGGUGAAUUUCUUUAAGGUAUUGGGCCUCUCGGCCUCGGGCUAUCGAACCGAAGCUGUGAAAAUCGUCGUGCAGGAGGUUAUGGCGCCGCGGGGGCUUAUUGGGCUUGGGCAGGAUACGUUGGAUUACAGUACUUCUGAGAUGAACGAAGUUUUCAACCUACUGGCAGGCCAGCAUGGCCCUACCACUUAUGAGGAUGAUGAAGAAGAGGAUGAAGGGGAGGUAUUCCCGCUGCUCUUGCACUGCACCCAAGGGAAAGACCGCACGGGCAUAAUCAUUCUUCUUCUGCUGCUGUUGACGCAUGUUCCUGAGGAUGCUAUUUCUGAGGAUUACGUGCGUUCUGAGCCGGAAUUGGUGGUUGAGGCUGAGGAGCGAUUGAAGGAAAUUCGGGCGAUAGGGAUUCCUGAGGAGUAUAUCAAGUGUCCUGCUGGGUUUACGGGUGCGAUUCGCGGGUAUCUGGAGGAGAGAUAUGGAGGUGUCGAAGGGUACUUGGAGAUUGUGGGUGUUGGGACGGAGACGCAAAACAAGAUCAAGGAGAGGUUACUUGCAUAG